UAUCAUCUGUCUUUUGUUCACUUUGGUUCUAGCAGCAGAAAAUGACAGAGACUUUAAGAUGUGUGGAACGUGGCGCCAUGGCAGUGCACCCCGAAAUCUGAAGUAUGAUUUGAAAACAGGCUGUAAGGAAAUUGAGAUUUCAGCCAAUGAGAGCACACUCUCUAUUCAGGGCAGUAUCACAGCCAAGUGCACACAAUCUUCAUCCAUUAAUCUAAAAUCAAACCCUCUUAAAAAUCAAAGUCAGUUCUGUGUGUUCUGGGAGCCGCUGCUGGACCUGCUGAUAGUGCAGGUCAAUGGAAAGAAUCACACUCUGUGUCGACCAAAUGGUCUUCAAGGAACGUGCUGCACUGACCUCUCACCAGGGGAUCAAGAAGCUGCUGCUCUGUAUGGCAUUGUGAAUGGCAGCAUCCAGGGUGAUACCAUCAGUUAUGAUGUCAUGGAAAAAUAUACAUUUCGAGGAGAUACAAUCAACUGCAAGAAGAAAUUCUGUGAUGAGGCAAGUAAGAAGCCCAGUGGAGCAAACAUGAUAGAGGAAGUAGUGAUGAAAUCCAAUGAAAGGGGUCGGCUGGAUCUACCUUGUGCUCAGAGCACAGUCAUUGAGAUGAAGGAGGGUUUCACAGGACUCAAUUUCACUCUGCCAGCCCCUCGAACUGCAGCACCAAACAUGAUACCCUCGGUUUAUCUUCCCUCCUGCCUGAAAUCAAAGUCAAGGAGCACAUCCAAAGUGGUGUGUACUUACUACAAAGACAAAGCAUUAUUUCAGGGGGGAUCGUCUGAUGCAGUUCUUCUGGAUGACAUAGUUGGACUCUCUGUGGAGAAUGAGAGCAUCAAAAACCUCUCAGAACCUGUCAGAAUCAGGUUUCAUCACUCUCCUCUCCCAACUAACCAUUCUAGAAGAUGUGUUUCAUGGGACACAAGACAAUAUAUUGAAGUGAAUUGGAGAUAUGACGGCUGUGAGACUGUUGAAAUUCAUGACAGAGAGACAGAAUGUAGCUGUAAUCACCUCACAUACUUUGCCAUUCUUGUGCAAGUGGAACAGAAGGCUACAGUUCGCCAUCUAAAGGCUCUGACAUUCAUUACUGCUGUGGGCUGUGCCGUGUCCUUAGUUAGCUGUUUGGUUCUCUUCUAUUGGCUCUGUAAACGCAGAGGGAAGAAAACCCAGAUCUCACUGGUGCACCGUGGUCUAGUGGUGGCGAUAUUUCUUCUGUGCUUGUUCUUCAUUCUUACUGGUGCACUGGCCAAUGUAGGAGAUGAAAUAGUUUGCAAGAUAACAGGAUCCCUUCUGCAUUAUGCACUGCUCAGUACCCUCUGCUGGAUGGCUAUGGAGGUGUUUCACACAUUCUUGUUGAUCCGCAAGGUGUUCAACUCAACUCUUCCGCCAUGGAUAUUUUACUUGGGAGGCUUUGGUCUCCCGGUUCUGCUGGUUGGUAUACUGCUCUUAACAGGAGAUAUAUAUGGCAAAAGGAGUAUUGUACCAAGUGAUGAUGUCAACAAUACUUACCACAUGUGCUGGAUGUUGAAGAAUGAAAAGAGCCUAUUGGCUCAUUACAUCAUUAAUGUUGGCUUACUGGCUGUUGUGGUGAGCUCUGGUUCAGUCAUGCUUUUCGUUGUGGUGCGUGAGAUCCGCAACCGACCUGACUGGAAGAAGAUUCAUGUGGCUUUUCUUAGUAUAUGGGGUCUCACCUGUCUGUUUGGCACAACAUGGAGCCUGGGUUUCCUGGAUUUUGGCCCUCUGUCAGAGGCCAUUCUCUUCCUCUUCUGUAUUAUCAAUUCCUUACAAGGAUUUUUUCUCAUGCUGCGAUACUAUGCUCUUGAGCAGAUGAAAAAGAAAGAUAGGUCCAUUUCGGAUGGGAGCAGUUCUGGAUCUUCAAAACAGCAUAUGUUACAGACUCAUGAAAAGAGUUAGAAGUCUGGUGAUGCUCAAAGAGUGUCUCUCUGAAAUUGCCAAAUUUCACUUCUUUCAGAGAUGUUACCAUGAAAGAUUAUUCACAAAGGGCAUUUGUAAAGAUCCUUUCUCACCCUGCAGGUCAGGGUGUGGCAUGUUCCUCAGAUGACAUUGCACUGAUACUGGGUACCAGAGUGUCGGGUAAUUGAGUAUAAAUGCUUCACUUGUCAUAAGCUGUAUUUCUGUAUUCAUAUUCUUAGUACGAGUAUGAUAGUUUGUUUCAGCCUGGCACUUUAGCUUUUUUACUACGGUGUAAAACUGCUGUAUUCUUUGUGAGAUAUUAAUAGGAGUUCUAGGAAAUCACUUUUAAUAAUGAAUUUAAAAAAUAUUUUCAUUUUGUGGUGAAAAAGUUGUGUAAGAUAAGUUAAGGCAAUGUUGUAAGUUGAAACUGCCAAAAAAGUGCAUUCCUCAUGUAUCUUCAGGAUCAAGGUAAAUGAGCUCAGCAAACGCUGUAUUAGUUCUGUCAGAUGUAGGUGGCACUUUUGUUCAUUCUUCAGAGUUUUGUAGUGAAAGAGUAAAGCACAAACUUUGUAGUUUGUUUUGUUUGAAAUAUUU
Molecule: messenger RNA, 2500 nt
Organism: Sinocyclocheilus grahami
Lineage: Eukaryota; Metazoa; Chordata; Actinopteri; Cypriniformes; Cyprinidae
Product: adhesion G-protein coupled receptor G5-like
Exons: 13
Coding region: 59-1906 (615 amino acids)
Biological process (GO): cell surface receptor signaling pathway; adenylate cyclase-activating G protein-coupled receptor signaling pathway
Cellular component (GO): plasma membrane
Molecular function (GO): G protein-coupled receptor activity
Source: RefSeq, a predicted model, not a curated record